ACAGCUGCAGCAGCAGGACUGUCCCCUGCCGCGUCUCCGGCCCCACUGCACAUCAGGCCGAAGGAGAUCAUGGACGUUUCAAGUCCCAGGGCUGAAGCUUCAUCAGCGGAGCCUAGUUCCAAGCUUUUCUGCUGCAGAUCCGUGAGGCGUUGCAUCCCUCUGGUAUAUAGACAGGAGCUCUACCACAUCCUGUGCAUGACCGGACCCCUGGUUGCAUCGCGCAUUCUGAAUUAUCUCCUGCCAUUUGUCAUAACAAUGUUUUGCGGUCGCCUGGGAAACAGUGUGCUGGCUGGUUACGGAAUGGCUUCAGCUACGAUAAACAUAACAACUGCGGCUACAGGUGGAGGUCUUGCGCUGGCGGCUGACACCCUUAUCUCUCAGACUUUUGGGGGGAAGAACCUGCACCGUGUUGGCAUCAUCUUGCAGAGGAGUGUCCUGAUCCUCCUGAUCUUUUGUUUGCCAUGUUGGGGUCUGCUCAUCAACACCCAGCCCCUUCUCCUGCUGCUGGGUCAAGAUCCAGAGGUGGCCAGGAUAGCUCAACUCUAUGUGGUUUGUUACCUGCCAGCAGUUCCAGCUAUGUUUUUGCAUCAGCUGCAAGUAGCCUAUCUCCAAAACCAGGGAGUGAUUCUGCCUCAGAUGUAUGCGGCCAUUGCAGCCAACAUUGCAAAUGUGGUGACAAACUACAUCCUUCUGAACUGGUUGGACCUUGGUUUAUAUGGAUCUGCUGCUGCCAAUACCAUAUCUCAGCUCUACAUUUGUGUUUUCCUCUAUUUAUAUAUUCGCUGGAAGGAUCUCCAUGUUGAAACAUGGGGAGGCUGGUCAUGUGCCUCACUGCAGGAGUGGGAUGGAUAUAUGAAACUGGCUAUCCCCAGUACCAUGAUGCUCUGCUUUGAGUGGUGGAUUUAUGAGGUUGGAGGAUUCUUAGCAGGCAUGCUAGGAGAAUUGGAUCUGGCAGCUCAACAUGCAGUCAUUAUGCUGGCUUUUAUAAACUACAUGUUUCCAUUAGGAAUUCAAGGUGCAGCGUGUGUACGUGUGGGAAAUGCACUCGGAGCAGGAGAUACGGCCGGAGCCAUCCGCACCAGCAAGGUGUCCCUCACCUGCACAGCUGCCUUGGCUGUUUUGCAAGGUCUUGUGCUUGCAUCAACAAAAACUGUGAUUGGUUUCUUAUUUACAUCAGACGGGCACAUUGUGGCGCUCGUCUCCAAACUCUUGAACGUCUAUUGUGUGCUUCAGUUCUUUGAUGGUCUUGUUUGUGUCUGCAUGGGUAUUCUGUUGGGUUCAGGGCAGCAGAAGAUUGCAGCUGUAGCUAAUUUCUUUGGGUAUUACUGCAUUGGACUUCCACUUGGCACCUCGCUCAUGUUUGCUGCGAAAUUGGACGUUGUUGGAUUUUGGCUGGGACUUCUCAUCUGUGUAUGUGUGCAGUCCAGUUUUUUCAUUGCAGUCAUUUUUAAGCUCAACUGGCAGAGAGUGACCAAAGAGGCAGUGGAAAGGGCUGGAAAACAUAAAAUCCCUGCAGUGUCGACUCCGGAUACUCUCACAGCGAGGCACAGAGAGAAUGGGGAUGAGUACAUGAAUAUGAACUCCAGUGAUCAGAACGAGGAGCCAGACGCGGAGGAAAAGGCGGCCGUUCUGCUCUCUACCUCUCAACUGGUCCUCAGAAGGGGUCUGACCACCCUCGCAGCUCUUCUCAUCCUGGCUGUAGGGAUAGUCGUCCAUCUCAUUGUGCCUUUACCUGAGGUGUCUUAUGCUGUCAGAGCAAAUACUACUUUGGACUCAAACUUUACAACGCCUUCAUCCUGAAAACCAGAGCAUAGAGCUGUAGCUGUUCGUACAUGUACCGCAGGGAUUCAUGCGGCAGAAAGUCACUUUUACGGUCACCUCGAAUGAAACAGUCCCAUCUGCUGACCAAAUUCUACAAUAAUGAAAAAGGAAAAUGCCACAAUCCUUUGAAAAAUUUUUUUCCUGUUUUACUCACAUACUCUGACACAUAAAUCCUUUUAUGUUAGAAUUUCAGAUUCUUAAAAGGAACAAAAUACAAAGCACUUUUGACAUGUAUUUCUAAACAUCAUAGCUUUGCAUAAUAUGCAACAAAUAUAACUGCAGUUUUUAAUCAUGAGCAGACUCUGAAUCAUAAAUUAUGUCAUCAGGCAUUCCUGAUUUGAUUUGAUUUGUUUUGCUUAAAAAAAAUGAUUAAAGGUGAAUAAUAAAACAGAUGUUCUGAUAUUCAUUCAUCCUUAGCACACAUCCUUAGUAUUUGAAACAAUUUAAAGAGAAUAAAAGGAGACAGGUGCAUGCAGAAUAUUUAUUUGGCAAAAGAUAGAAAUGUUUUAAUUAAAAUUGCUUGUAUAAUUUGGUACGCAUCAGAUAUUUGCGAUAUUAAAUAUUAUGCAUCUAUAGGAACUCAGUGCAGCUGUUACAACAUAUUUUUCUUAUUCUUUUUCUUGAAAUCUUGCCAGAAGUUUCAGCUUUGUGAACAUCACAUUGGUUCAAAGGUUGGUGUGAGGCACUGAGGAGGAAGGGAAAAACAUGUUAAUGUUUGCUUCUCUCCUUAAAAAAUUUAUGAAAUCGCAUCUACUGUAUACGAUGGUCCAACACAUCAUGAGUCUAAUAGGUAUUAGUCACUCAUGAAACUGAUUCUUGGACCCUGAUUGAUGAUUCACUGAUUUGUUUGUAAAUUCUUGUCUGUGAGAUGUACUGUAUGAAGAAACAAACCAAAAUAGAUGUACGGUUACAGUGACAUUACCGGCAAACGGCAAUCGAAAACCAGUUGUAAUGAUAAACAAAUCUUGGCUUUUAAAUGUUAAAGUCAUAUUUGUGGCUCUAGCUUGAAAGAGCAGCUGGAUGAAUCAUUUCACAUGGGUUAAUGGAGGAGGAUGUUAAGAAGAGGAAAACAGAUAACAUGUGAAUGGCUUGCAUGAGGCAAAAAUUAUUGUCACUGUAAUCUAAAGGUCAUUGAAAGUGACAAGAACAAAGGUCCUGUGGAGUAUCAAGUUUUAUGUAGAUUAUGUAUAAGCUUUUACACACUGAAAGCAUUAAUGUAAUUUAUUCCUUUAGUAUCACGUGAUCCUUUUGGAAAUCAUUCUAAUAUGCUGAUUUUCUGCAUAGUGUGCACUGCUUAAUUGUUUUUUUUUGUAAAAGCAGUUAUACACUUUUUCAUGAUGGUUUGACGAAAUAAGAAGUUCAAAACAUUUAUUUAAAAUAUGUUUUUGUAACAGUGUAAAAGCUUUUAAUGUCUCAAUGCAUUCCAAUUGCUGAAUAAAAGUAAAACUUGCUUAAAA
This is a messenger RNA of Puntigrus tetrazona (Sumatra barb), 3278 nucleotides long. RefSeq names its product multidrug and toxin extrusion protein 1 (gene slc47a5). NCBI's taxonomy places the organism in Eukaryota, Metazoa, Chordata, Actinopteri, Cypriniformes, Cyprinidae. Gene Ontology annotation, biological process: xenobiotic detoxification by transmembrane export across the plasma membrane. Gene Ontology annotation, cellular component: membrane. Gene Ontology annotation, molecular function: xenobiotic transmembrane transporter activity; antiporter activity. The transcript has 18 exons. The record is from RefSeq and is a predicted model, not a curated record. The coding region runs from base 70 to 1800 and encodes 576 amino acids.